Molecule: messenger RNA, 6247 nt
Organism: Hypomesus transpacificus
Lineage: Eukaryota; Metazoa; Chordata; Actinopteri; Osmeriformes; Osmeridae
Gene: ncor1
Product: nuclear receptor corepressor 1
Biological process (GO): negative regulation of transcription by RNA polymerase II
Molecular function (GO): nuclear thyroid hormone receptor binding; transcription corepressor activity
Source: RefSeq, a predicted model, not a curated record
AUGGUCGAUGUUUCGCGUGCGUCGGUUGUUCACCCCCGGGUGUCCCUCUGCUGUGCCCCUUCAGGCGGAGACCACAGCUCCGACACGGAGAGCGCCCCCUCCCCGUCCCAGGCCGACCCGUCCAAGGGGGGCGACGCCCAGCGGGGCGAGGGCGGCAGCGGCGCCUCCUCCGAGGGCUCCCAGCGCUCGGAGCAGGACAAGGGCCAGGCGGCGGCGUCCGCGUCGGACGGGAAGGGCCCCCCGGAGGCCCCUUACGGCGAGCUGCGCGUCAAGCUGGAGAAGAGCCCCGAGGGCGGGCCGGAGGAGGAGAGGGCGCGGGCGGCCUACGAGGGCCAGGUGCACCCCAAGAGCGAGCCCCAGGACGUAGACAUGUCGGCCCCGCCGGUGCAGGUCAAGGUGGAGCCCGAGGCCAAGGAGAAGGCCGACAAGGCGGGCAGCGGGGCCGGCGGGGGGGGGGAGCACGGCGAGGGGCAGAGCCCGUCGGACAACGACUCGAGCGCCACGUGCAGCGCCGACGAGGACGGUGACGCUGAGCCCGAGAGGCGUGGGCUGUUCUCUAUGGACAAGCCUUCUCUCCUCAGCCCCCCAGGCUCAGUGGUGGUGUCCUCGGCCAAGCAGGCCCACCUCAGCAUGCAGCAGCUGCAGCAGCGCGCCGCUGACAUCCCAGCCAUGGUGCCGGGCCCCUUCAGCCCCGGCGGCGUUCCCAUGGUGACGCCCCUCAGCGGGCUCGCCAUGUUCCAGCACCAGAUCAAGGCGGCUCACGAGUCGGCUCACCAGGAGGAGCGGCAGAGGCAGGAGCCUCGCUUCCACACCCGCAGCCCCACCGUGCUGGACCGGGAAGGGAAGCCCUUCCCCUACAUGUCCUAUGACAUGAAGCUGGCUCUGGAGCAGGAGGCCCAAGCCGGCCGGCCAGCCUCCCCCUACAGGCUCUCCCCGAGGGAGCCGAGCAAGACCUCCCCCCCACCCGACCCCAACACCGCCAACGCCUCGCGCUACAGUGUGCCUCCAGUGCUCCACCCGGCCCCUAACCAGGUGGUGCAGGGCCUGCCCGAGGGCGUCAGGGUGACUUUCUCCAGACACAGUCGGCCGGCCAACAUUCCGUCUCCUCCUCCCCUCAUUCCCACCUCCAAGCCAACGGACAAGCCAUCCUUCAUCCAGGGGGGCUCCAUAUCCCAGGGGACUCCCGGGACCUACCUGCCCUCCCACGCCGUGUACGGGCCGGAGGGCACCAAGAGCUCGGUGGGGUCCAUCUCCCUGGGGCUCCCCAGGCAGCAGGAGCCCUCCAAGCCCGUGUCCUACAUCAAGCAGGAGGAGUGCUCCCCGCGGAGCGCCCAGCCCGAGGGCCUGCUCUCCAGGGCGCAGUACGAGGGGGUCGUCAGAGGAGGCCCCAUGACCUCCAUGCAGGACGGGGGCAUCUCCCGGGGCAACCCCGCCAAGGUGGGCGCCGAGGGGCUGCCGUUCAGAGGAUCGAUCACUCAGGGCACGCCCGCCCUGCCCCAGCCCAGCCUGGCGUCCGACCUCCUGAAGGGCACCAUCACCAAGCUGGCCACGGAGGAGCUGGGCAGCCCGGACAAGGCCAGGGAGCAGCUGGCCAAGGGCCACGUCAUCUACGAGGGCAAGAGCGGACACAUCCUCUCCUACGACGCCAUUAAGAACCCCAGGGAGGCCACGCGCAGCCCCAGGACCAGCCACGAGCUCAAACGCACCUACGACAUGAUGGAGCCGCUCGCCAGGGGACACCCGGGCAGAGAGGGAGUCCCAUUUGAAGGGUUGAUAAGCCGAGCGCUGCCUAGAGACAGUCCCCACGGCGACUCCAAGGAGAGGCCGAUGAUGACCGGGUCCAUCAUGCAAGGGACCCCGAGGACCUCGGCCGAGGCCUACGAGGAGAGCAUGAAGUACGGCAAGCAGAUCAAGCGGGAGAGCCCGCCCAUCCGCUCCUUCGAGGGGGGCAUCGGCAAGGGCAAGCCCUACGAGGGGGGCGUGAACACCAUCAAGGAGAUGGGCCGCUCCAUCCACGAGAUCCCCCGGCAGGACCAGGCCGGCCAGGACAGCCGCAAGACCCCCGACAUGGCCGACAGCCGGCGCCACGCCGCCAUGGAAGGAGCCAUGUCGCAGGGUCACCCCCUGAGCCAGCCGGCCAUCAAGCACAACGUCAAGUCCCUGAUCACCAGCCCCGGCAAGAUGGGCCACGGCCUGCCCCAGCUGGACGCCAUGGAGCGGGCCAAGUACGAGGAGGGCAAGGCGGCGGCGGCGGCGGCGGCGGAGCAGCGCGGCCGCCACACCUCCGUGGUCAACUCGGCCACGUCGGUGCUGCGCUCCACCCACCAGGAGGCGGCCAAGUCGCAGCUCAGCCCGGGCAUGUACGAGGACGCCAGCGCCCGCCGCACCCCCGUCAACUACAGCACGGGCUCCAUGUCCCGGGGGUCGCCCAUGCUGGGCCGCGGCGCACAGGAGGGAGGCAUGAGCUCCGGCAAACCGUCUCCCCACGACCGGAAGACGCCCACUCACCGGGACAGCGUGCCGGCCAAGUCCCCCGUGUCCCAGGGGGAGUCCAUGCCCUCCCACAGCCCCUUCGACCCCCACCACCGGGCCGGGGUCCCCGGGGAGGUGUACCGGGCCCACCUGCCCCCGCACCUGGACCCCGCCACCCUGGCCUUCCACAGGGUCAUCGACCCAGCGGCAGCAGCCUACAUGUUCCCCAGGCAGGCGUCGCCGAGCGGCUACCACAACACCUACCAGCUGUACACCAUGGAGAACACGCGGCAGACCAUCCUCAACGACUACAUCACCUCCCAGCAGAUGCAGGUCAUCCCGCGGGCCGACGUGCCCCGGGGCCUGUCGCCGCGGGAGCAGCAGCAGAUCGCCAUCCCUUACCCGCCAGGGGCCAGAGGGAUCAUUGAUCUAGCCCAGAUGCCUCCAACUAUCCUGUUGCCUCACCCUGGGGGGACAGGUACCCCCACUCUGGACCGCAUCACCUACAUGCCCGGAGCUCAGGCCCCUUUCCCUCCUAGGGCUUUCAACCCAGCCUCCAUAUCUCCAGGUCACCAAGCCCACCUGGCGGCCACGGCGGCCACCAUGGAGAGGGAGCGCGAGCGGGAGAGGGAGCGCGAACACCGGGAGCGCGAGAAGGAGCACAGGGAGAAGGAGCACAGGGAGCGCGAGCACAGGGAGAGGGAGCACCGGGAGAGGGAGCACCGCGAGCACAGGGAGAGGGAGCACAGGGAGCGCGAGCGCGCCGUCGCCGCCGCCAGCGACUACAUGCGAGGAGGUGUGGAGCAGCCAGGACGCCCUGGUAGCCGCGGUUACCUGCGCUCCCCCUCCCCCUCCAUGAGGACGCCGGAAGGAGUGGUUCAGCAGCGACCCAGCAUCUUCCAGGGAACCAACAGCAAGAGUGUCAUUACCUCCCUCAUGCCCCCGGCAGCGCAGGCGUCCCAGCCCAGCUCCCGCUACAGCACGGCGGCCGACGCCCUGGCCGCGCUGGUGGACGCCGCCGCCUCGGCGCCCCAGAUGGACGUGGCCAAGGCCAAGGAGGGCAAGCACGAUGACGACAUGUCUGCGGCCGCCCGCCGCGCCGCAGCCAUCGGCGAGCAGCAGGACGCCGAGCGGCGCUCCAUGCAGUCUCCCUACGGCAACCUCUCCAUGCCCGGGGGCAAGCAGCAACAUCCGGUCUACGGCGAGCAGGCGGGGCCGGGCGGGAAGGACAAGACGCCGCCCUCCAAGUCGCGCAUCGAGGAGGAGCUGCGCACGCGCGGCAAGACCACCAUCACCGCCGCCAACUUCAUCGACGUCAUCAUCACGCGGCAGAUCGCCUCGGACAAGGACGCGCGGGAGCGGGGCUCGCAGAGCUCCGACUCGUCCAGCAGCCUGUCGUCGAACCGCUACGAGGCGGCCGGCGGGGCAGCCAUCGAGGUGAUCAGCCCCGCCAGCUCCCCGGCCCAGGCCCAGCCCCAGGCCCAGCAGGACAAGCAGGACGACAGGCCGCCCCAGCCCCCAGUUGGCAUGCGUCACGUCUUUGACAUGAGCCGCUACCGCCCAGCAGGGGAGCCCCCCCAGCCCAGCUCCCAGGCCCCUCCCCCGGGCCAGGCCGACUCGUCGUACUCCCAGGUCCCCAAGACCCACCGGGUCAUGACGCUGGCCGACCACAUCUCUCACAUCAUCACCCAGGACUUUGCCCGGAACCAGGAUCCACCCCCUCCUUCCUCCACCACCUCGUCCUCCUCCUCCGCGACCACCACAUUCCAGAGUGCGGUCUCCAGCUCUGGCCUGGGCCGCGCCAAGCCCCCCAGCCGCUACAGCCCGGAGAACCAGGCCCCCCACCACCAGAGGCCCCCCAACAGGCUGUCCCCCGAGAACGCCCCCGACAAGCCCAAGGCCAGGCCCGGCAAGUCCCCGGACCGGGGAGGCCGACAGAUGGACGGCUACGAGCCCAUCUCCCCUCCCCAGAGCUACCCGAGCAUGGACAAGCCCGAGGCCAGCGCCCCGCAGCCCCAGAGACGGGAGAACGACAACCCAGAGAUGAGGGGCGACAGGGGCGAGGGGAGCGGCAGCUACCUGCCCUCGUUCUUCACCAAGCUGGAGAGCACCUCUCCCAUGGUGAAGUCCAAGAAGCAGGAGAUCAUCCGCAAGUUCCGGAACUCCUCCGGCGUGGGCGACUCCGACAUCGGGGCCGCGCAACCAGGCACAGAGAUCUUCAAUCUGCCAGCUGUGACCAGCUCAAGCGGCAUCAACCCCAGGAACCACUCGUUCAGCGACCCGGCCAGUAACCUGGGCCUGGAGGACAUCAUCCGCAAGGCCCUGAUGGGCAACCUGGAGGAGAGGCCGGAGGAGCCGCAGGGAGGGGCCGCUCCACCCAGCUCCAACACCCCCAGCGGGGAGGCCCGCCAGGAGGCCAACCCUUCACCCAGCAUGGGCAAGCAAAAGCUGCAGGGCAAAGCCAACAGCCGCAAGUCCAAGUCGCCCAACCCGGGCCAGGCGUACGCGGGAGGGGGGGAGCGCCCCUCGUCCGUGUCGUCCGUCCACUCCGAGGGAGACUACCACCGGCAGGCCCCGGCCUGGACCUGGGAAGACAGGCCCUCGUCCACAGGUUCCAUGCAGUUCCCCUACAACCCCCUGACCAUGCGCAUGCUGAACAGCACCCCACCCACCUCCAUGGCCUCCCCCUCCAUCCAGGCCCAGCAGCAGCCUGUGCCGGGGGCCGCCCCGGGCGCCCAGCAGCUGGUGUGGGAGCGGGAGCCCCUGCUGUCGGAGCAGUACGAGACCCUGUCGGACAGCGACGACUGAGCCCACCCCCUUCCCCCCCGCGCCCUGCCGCCGCCCGCCCCCCUCCCUCCCCCCCCCCAUCCCUGAGGAGGGCUGAGCAGAGGCCGGCCUGCCCUCAACCACCACCACCACCACCACCAACCCCCCCUCUUCCUCUCCCAGGACUAUCCUCACUCACUGGUGCAGAGUUUAAGAGCGAGCGCAGGGGGCCCGGGGUGGCUUUUUGUGCAACAGCGCCCCCUGGCGGGCAGCUGAGAGAAAGGCAGCCGCCUCUGACAGGCUGAGGUCUUGGGCAUAGACUCCUUUUUUUCGGGGACAGGCCUGGACACACAGCAUGUCGGAAAAUGCCUGAGUGGAAGACAUAAAAGCUAACGAUGAAGAACUUGUAAAAAAUAAAAAAAAAAGAAAAAAAAGCUGAAAAGAAAAAAAGACAUUAAGAGACUAUUUCUUGAAGUUUUGAUUUCUGUGUAGAGAAAUACUUUUGUCUUUAAGAAAAAUCAUUGUAUGUAAAUAGAUUAACCUUUUGCAGUGUUUUUUUCUCCUCUUUUCUUUUCUUAAAUGCGUUCUUUCUCAUUUUAUUGUUGCUUUUAAAUGGAUCCACUUUGUUUUUGAACAGGAGGAGGAGGAGGUGUUCAAUCUUGAAUAUCACAGUUGGUCUCUCCCUGUCCCCCUGUCCCCCCGCCCUACCACCACAGACGAGCUGAGAGACAGACCUGUGGUUUGUACUUGAUUGAUACGCGUGGCGCACAGAGAAGUGUAGGUCCCAUCCACCAACCACCAAGCACCACCAAAGCCUGAACAUUGUGGACAUAAGUGAAUGAAACAAACACACAUGCUAACAUUUUUAUUUGAUUUUAUUGCAUUGUCAUUGGAUGCCUGUCUUUGCAACACUGUGGAGAUAAUGCACGGGCGUCACAGAUCCGCUGUUAGAGAAUAAAAGCAAGAUUUUUUUGGUCACCCUUCUUUUUUUUUUUUUUUUUUUUUUAUU